CGAUAGUGUUAUCGAAGUUAGUCCACAAAUUUGUCAAAACACAAACAAUUUUAUAAAAAUCCAGCAUUUUCUUUAAAUAUGAGCUCGCCCACGAGUAAAAAUGUUAGCGAAACCAAUGGAAACAAGCCCAAGAAGUCGGGCAAGACGAAUUCGAAUGCGAAGAGUGGGCAAAUGGACACACGUGCCGAACUGGCGGACCUCAUCAAAAAAAAGGCGGAAACCUCGGAGCAACUGGCCAAUCUGGAGCGACAGAUCUACGCCUUCGAGGGAUCCUACUUGGAGGACACUCAGCUGUGCGGAAACAUCAUCCGCGGCUGGGAGCGCUACCUGACCUCCAACAAGGCGACCAAUUCCAAGGCCGACAAGCGGAACCGCAAGUUCAAGGAGGCGGAGCGCCUCUUCUCGAAGUCCAGCAUUACCUCCAUGGCUAUAUGCAAUCCCGAGCGCGCCAGCGAAUCGGAUUCCAUUACUAAUGAAGACUCCAGCGACAAUCAGAUCUCAAUCAACCAGAACACUACCACGGCCCACGAUGGAGCCACGACAAUCAAGAGCACGCCAAAAGAUGAAAAGGAUUCCCCCUCGCAUCGAAAUGAGAGUAGUCUGGCAGUUGCUGGAGGUACCGGACUGGUACCUGGAUCUGCUGGCGGUGGAGGUGUCGGUUCAGGAGCAACUCUAGGCACACCCACUUCGAAUACAAAGAGCAAACUUUCCACUAACUCCAGUGCGACGGCCAAAAAGAGCGGGCACAUAAAUAAGAAGAUUCGACAUCGAUGAUGACUACUACGGUUGGGUCUUCACCGGAAAUAUUAACUUUUUAAGUUCAAAGUUUUUAAAUUUAAAUUUGUUCAACUAAUAAAACAAAUGUAGA
Messenger RNA from Drosophila elegans, 868 nucleotides. RefSeq names its product chromatin modification-related protein MEAF6 (gene Eaf6). NCBI's taxonomy places the organism in Eukaryota, Metazoa, Arthropoda, Insecta, Diptera, Drosophilidae. Gene Ontology annotation, cellular component: NuA4 histone acetyltransferase complex. The record is from RefSeq and is a predicted model, not a curated record. The coding region runs from base 79 to 774 and encodes 231 amino acids. The transcript has 4 exons.